UCGCAUAACUUACUCAAGUUGUUUACAAUUGGUUUAGGUUGAUUCCUAGGGCUGUCGUCUUUGCGGUAAUCAUGAAUAACAUCUGCAUUUUGGAUAAUGGAGCUUACACAGCCAAAGUGGGCCUUGCUUCUCAAGAAGCACCACAACUCAUUCCCAACUGCAUCAUGAAAGCCAAGUCCGAGAGGAGACGAGCAUUUAUCGGCGACCAAAUCAAAGAAUGCAGAGACGCAUCCGGCCUCUUCUACUUGCUACCAUUCCAGAGAGGAUACUUGCUGAACUGGGACACGCAGAAAACCGUUUGGGACCACAUAUUCAGCCCCGAUUGCUGCGGAAUCAACUUGUCCGAGAAGACCCUCAUCAUAACAGAGCCGCAUUUCAACUUCCACAGCAUCCAGGAGGCAUUGACGGAAAUAUUUUUCGAAGAAUAUGAGUGCGACGCAUUGUUCAGGACGACGGCAGCAGACCUCAGCGCCUUGCACCACCUGAAGAGCAACACGGUCCCGGCGGAUUGCUGCAUUAUUGUCGAUAUGGGGUACAGUUUCACGCACAUCGUGCCGUAUGUGAAGGGCGAGAAGAUCAAGAACGCGAUCCGCCGGAUAGACGUAGGCGGGAAGGUCCUCACGAACCAUUUGAAGGAGAUUAUUUCCUACAGGCAUCUGAAUAUGAUGGACGAGUCGUACGUGGUGAACCAAAUCAAGGAGGACGUUUGCUUCGUCUCGAGUGACUUCCAGCGCGACAUGAAAACCCAGAAGUUGCGCUACCCCGAGAACACGAUCAUCCAGGAGUACGUGCUGCCCGACUUCACAACCGUCAAUAGAGGUUACGUGAAAAAACCUGAAGGUCCGGCUCCCGAACAACAAACCAUAAAACUGAACAACGAGCGCUUCACCGUCCCGGAACUACUGUUCAACCCUUCAGACGUGGGAAUUCAACAGAUGGGGGUAAGCGAGGCCAUCAUGAACGCACUGGACAGUUGUCCGCCGCCCGUCCACCAUGUCCUCCUCGAAAACAUAGUAGUGACCGGCGGCUGUGCCCUGAUCCCAGGAAUGGGGGAACGUCUGCAGACCGAACUUCGUGCACUGGCCCCGGACGACAUGGAGGUGAAAGUAAUCAUAACCGAGGACCCCGUGGCCUUCCCCUGGCAGGGCGGGCGAGUGCUGUGCCAGUCGACCGACUUCUCGGAGAUGAUCCUGACCCGGGAAGAGUACGAGGAGGAAGGCGUCGGCGCGUCCAUAGAGAAAUUCGAUCCGUAAACUUUGAAGUUUAUUUUGUUCAAAUAAAAUAAAAUGGAAAACACAAAUAA
Hermetia illucens (black soldier fly) is the source of this 1303-nucleotide messenger RNA. RefSeq names its product actin-related protein 6 (gene Arp6). Lineage: Eukaryota; Metazoa; Arthropoda; Insecta; Diptera; Stratiomyidae. The transcript has 7 exons. Gene Ontology annotation, molecular function: nucleosome binding. The coding region runs from base 72 to 1253 and encodes 393 amino acids. Gene Ontology annotation, cellular component: Swr1 complex. The record is from RefSeq and is a predicted model, not a curated record.